Molecule: messenger RNA, 444 nt
Organism: Sparassis crispa
Lineage: Eukaryota; Fungi; Basidiomycota; Agaricomycetes; Polyporales; Sparassidaceae
Exons: 1
Coding region: 1-444 (147 amino acids)
Source: RefSeq, a predicted model, not a curated record
AUGCCACAGGCCAUACUGCAACCACCACCGCCACUGAUCGCGAUACGAUCGAUGGCGGCCCCAGCGAUCGCAACUACAUCGACAACCACAGCACCAAUGGGUGCUGGGAACGCAGCAGUGAUGCUGCCACCACCACCGAUCCCGACAGUGGUGGAAUGGUGGGUCUCCUUUGGGACCCACCAGUUCAUGCUAUACCACACGGAGGCGUGCGCCGUGUGCUACAGCUACCUCCAACACAUCGCGAUGGCACGCAACAUGGCCCCCUACCAGGAAGCCCACACAGAUGUGCUCAAUGCCGAGCAGCACCUGUUCUGGAAGCACUUCCAGACCUACACGGCCUCAGAAGGGGGAGGAUGUGGUGAUGUUCCCAUGCAGCAAUGCAAUAUGGAGCUGCAAGUGCAACUCCGUGCGGCAGAAACAGAAGCAACCACACAGCGACGAUAG